ACCCCAAUUACUUGAUGCUUAUUGCUCGCUUAUGCUGGCCGGCUAAUGGGAUAUCCACCAUCUGGUGGGUAGACCCUGCCCGGCGUACCACAGAACGUGGCCAUAAAAAUAUUGGUAGUAAAUAAUGUUUUGAUGCAAAUAAAGAAUUACAAACCCUUAUAGAUUAAUGUUUAAUAUUCAUAAAGCAAAACAUUCUGUUGAUAGUUGCUCGUCUUUUUCUAUCGUUACGCCAACAGAAUUUACGACCUUUUUCCUUUUCGCUUUGGAUUCCAUCAACAAGUCAAGUGUCUUCUUCAUAUUUUAUGUUAAGAGUCCUGACUUUUGUCUAUAAACAUCACCAAUAUUGUCUUACAACUCAUUUUUACAGCUACCUCUUGAAAAAAAUCAGUUUGUAUCACAGCAACUGAGAACAAAUGGCUGAAGGCAUUCUAUCUAGUGUUGCGGGCAAAAUCUUGGAAGGGUUGGGAUCCUUGCUUCUCCAAGAAGGCAAAUUGGCAUGGGGUGUUAAGGAUGAGAUUCAAAAACUCAACGAGACUGUCAACACUAUCAAAUCAACACUUCUUGAUGCUGAGGAGCAGCACAACAAAAUGAAUCAACAGCUAACCAAUUGGAUCCAGAGGCUUAAAGAUGCUUUUUAUGAUGCAGAUGACUUGUUAGAUGAUUUCUCUACUGAACUUCGACGGCGAGAGGUGAUGACUGGAAACAAAUUGGCAUAUGAGGUACGAAUCUUUUUCUCCAAAUAUAAUCAAAUUGCAUAUAGUCUUAGAAUGGCUCAUAAGAUUAAGACUAUCAAGGAGAAACUCGAUGAGAUUAAAAAUGAUAAGCAGUUCCACUUUUCUGAGCACCUUGUUGAAAAGGGAGUCAUAAGUAUAGAAAGGGAAACUCAUUCUUUCAUACGUGUAGAAAAGGUAAUUGGAAGAGAUAAUGAUAAAGGUGAAGUUAUAAGACUUGUAUUGAACUCAAAUGAUUUUGUGAAUGUUUCAGUUGUUACUAUAGUUGGACUAGGAGGAGUAGGAAAAACCACACUUGCUCAACUUGUUUAUAAUGAUGAGAAUGUCACAAACUAUUUUCAGUUAAGGAUGUGGGUGUGUGUCUCUGAGGAUUUUACUAUAAAGACAAUUGUCGAAAAAAUAAUAAAAUCUGCAACUCGUAAAGAACUUGGAAAUUUUCAUUUGAACGAAUUGCAAGAAUUCCUCAGAAAAGAAAUUGAUGGGAAAAGAUAUCUACUAGUUUUGGAUGAUGUAUGGAAUGAAAAGCAGAAUAAAUGGGAUGAAUUGACUGAUCUAUUAAUGAAUGGUUCAAAAGGAAGUAAGAUACUAGUUACUACACGUGGUGAAGUAGUUGCUAAGGUUACUAGCAAACUUGAAUCUUAUGUCUAUACGUUGACAGGACUAGAUGAAAAAAAGUUUUGGCCUUUGUUUACCCAGAAAGCCUUUCAACAUGGGGUGGAACCAAAAGAUUCAAAAUUAAUAGAGAUAGGAAAAGGGAUUGUAGCAAAGUGUGGUGGAGUUCCUCUUGUCAUAAUGACAAUAGCACAAUUACUGUUUAGUAAUAAUAAGGAAGAUGAUUGGCUGAAUUUUAAGGAAAAUGAAAUGUCAAAGGUGAUUAAAGAAGAAAGUGAUAUUUUACCAUUGCUCAAGCUCACUGUUUUCAUUUUAACGUUUCUUAUUACAAGUCAUAACAUAUCUCAUUGUCUCUCUUUAUUAUAACA
Molecule: messenger RNA, 1711 nt
Organism: Mangifera indica (mango)
Lineage: Eukaryota; Viridiplantae; Streptophyta; Magnoliopsida; Sapindales; Anacardiaceae
Product: putative disease resistance protein RGA3
Exons: 1
Coding region: 414-1709 (431 amino acids)
Biological process (GO): defense response to fungus
Molecular function (GO): ADP binding
Source: RefSeq, a predicted model, not a curated record